GAUAUUCCUAGUACUAAAUAACAUCAAUGUUUUCUCUCCCGCCGGUUAAUCGCAAGUGACGCCGGCCGCCGUGUCACCUUUUAACCCAAUCUUAGAGAGAGAGAGAGAGAGAGGAUGCAUGUAACAAUAAUGGACCGGAAAGAGUUUUGCUUUCUGUAAUAAGGAGGAAAUGUAUAAAGUCCGAGGAGGAGGAGGAGGAGGGGGCGAAUCGAAGACGGAGAUGAGCCAUCUUGAACAGAAACGGAUCAAUGAUGCUCUAGACAAGAACUUGGAGCGAUCUUCUCCGUCCACUUCCCGGGAAGGAUAUAAUGCCAAGGAUAAAGAUGUUGGUAAAACGCCGCCUGACAAUAAUAAUAAUAAUAAUAAUAAUAAUAAAGACUCUCGCUCUAUGUCUUUGGAUGAAAAGAAACGUUUCGAUGCAGUGGAAUAUGAAACUGAGAGCGAGGAGUCAGAUGUUAGCGGUUCUGAUGGAGAAGAGGCAUCUUGGAUAUCAUGGUUCUGUAGCCUUCGAGGAAAUGAAUUCUUUUGUGAAGUUGAAGAAGAUUACAUCCAAGACGAUUUUAAUCUCUGUGGCUUAAGUGGACAAGUCCCUUACUAUGAUUAUGCUCUGGAUUUGAUUCUGGAUGUUGAGCCUUCUCAUGAUGCAGGUGAUACGUUUACAGCGGAACAAAAUGAAUUGAUAGAGUCAGCAGCAGAGAUGCUUUAUGGGUUGAUUCACGUACGCUAUAUACUGACAACCAAAGGAAUGGCUGCUAUGUUAGAGAAGUUCAAGAAUGCGGAGUUUGGGAGAUGCCCAAGAGUUUAUUGCUGCGGACAACCCUGCCUCCUUGUUGGUCAAUCAGACAUACCUCGAACAGGCACUGUAAAGCUCUACUGUCCCAAAUGUGACGAUAUUUAUAGCCCCCGCUCCAGGUUCCAUAGUAACAUAGAUGGUGCUUAUUUUGGUACAACAUUUCCUAACCUGUUCCUGAUGACCUAUGGACAUCUCAAGCCACAGACACCAUCACAAAGCUAUGUACAAAGAGUUUUUGGCUUCAAGAUCCACAAUCCGUGAAUAUGAGUUCCUUCAUUCAAUGUGAGGGUGGAUUUGCUGAUUUGGACACUUUUGAAAUGCAGAUACAGACAGCUCGAGUCUUCUAUGAUGAUGCUUUAAUGGAAAUGCCAAAGGAAGCUAUUACUGUCAUAAAGAUAUGUUGUAUCAAUUCCGUCUUCUUGGAUGGGAGAAAAAAAUAUAUAUAUGCAUGGAAGCGGUUUAGUUUACAUUCAAAGAAGCUAUCCAAACUUAGGUUUGGAUUUUAUGUUUUGUUUACUUUCUUGUUCUAUGUUUGAAACAACAUCAUAUGUUAUUUUCUUAUAGUUGAAAUCUUCUUUCUUCA
Molecule: messenger RNA, 1376 nt
Organism: Impatiens glandulifera
Lineage: Eukaryota; Viridiplantae; Streptophyta; Magnoliopsida; Ericales; Balsaminaceae
Product: putative casein kinase II subunit beta-4
Exons: 7
Coding region: 170-1054 (294 amino acids)
Cellular component (GO): cytoplasm; protein kinase CK2 complex
Molecular function (GO): protein kinase regulator activity
Source: RefSeq, a predicted model, not a curated record